Messenger RNA from Culex pipiens pallens (northern house mosquito), 3149 nucleotides. RefSeq names its product LIM/homeobox protein Lhx3 (gene Lim3). Gene Ontology annotation, cellular component: nucleus. The record is from RefSeq and is a predicted model, not a curated record. Lineage: Eukaryota; Metazoa; Arthropoda; Insecta; Diptera; Culicidae. The transcript has 8 exons. Bases 731 to 2257 code for a protein of 508 amino acids. Gene Ontology annotation, biological process: regulation of transcription by RNA polymerase II; neuron differentiation. Gene Ontology annotation, molecular function: DNA-binding transcription factor activity, RNA polymerase II-specific; RNA polymerase II transcription regulatory region sequence-specific DNA binding.
CAAAAACAUUGCCCCAUCGUUUGGGAGAGGAAAAGUUUCGGAAAUGUUUUAUCAGAACGUGCCCGCGCGAGCGACGGACAAAAUUUCCUUUCAGGGGUGAAAAUUUAGACGGAAAAAAGUUCUAAUUAAAACAAUGUUUGCGUUUUCGAUGGUGCUGGUGAAGUGAUCGCCGCAUUCUCCGGUAAUGAGUGCUGUCGAGGGGCUGAAUGGAACUCAUAAUGGUGCGGUUUUUCUCCGAAAACGGGAGCGGGAGGAAAAUUUGAACAAUUAGGUACCACCCCCGAACCACAUGAGUAAUGGCGGCGAUUCCCGAUAUAGAAUCCCAAACCCCGCGUCGUCGUCCAUCCAAAUGUUGCACAACUCAAAAUUUCGACAGCACGCCGUCGUCGUAGUCUAACUGCUGCAUUACGGAACGUGUAGUCCGGCGUCGCACUCCAGAUGGUUUCUGAUAAGUCGAACUUCGUAUGUGUGUGUAAAUUAGGGCAGUGUGCGUGGGUGGGUGGUUUUAGUACAGCACGGUACACGCGCAAACGCGACUUGUACUAAACUUUUGGAGCCCUGCAACGUGUUGAUGAACGGAACUUCCGCUGGUCAUGCAGUGUGACGCGCGAUUUGAGUUCGAGCAAGGUGAGAGUCCGAAUUCGAGCUGAAAUUCGCCCAAAUUCGACAAGAGUGACAGUGAGUGUGUGUGUUUUUUGUGCUUCUACGUUUGGGGAGGUGGAGUCGGUUCAUGUCGGUUUGCAUUUCGUCUGCCUCCGUAAUUCCCAGUGGAGUGGCCGUCGAUCUCAGCACGACAGGUUCCGGCGGCCGUGGCAUGUCCCUGUCGCACCUGUCAGUGUCAUCGUCGGUGAUGCAACCGCUCGUCCAUCCACUACUGUCCAACAUGCCCGGGCUUGACCAGCAGAACGUGGUGUCCGCAAUGGGCGCACAACCGCAGUUUCACCACCACCCGGUGCCAACCGUUGGCUCGAUGGUGGCCAACGGAAGUGACCACCUGGCCGAUCAUCCCAGCCCGGAUAUGCUGCUGGCACUGAUAGCACGCAACAAAGCCCUCGAAGCAACCAUCCCCAAGUGCGGCGGCUGCCACGAGCUGAUCCUGGACCGGUUCAUCCUCAAAGUGUCCGACCGCACGUGGCACGCCAAGUGCCUCCAGUGCAGCGAGUGUCAUGUCCAGCUCAACGAGAAGUGCUUCGCCCGGAACGGUCAGCUGUUCUGCAAGGACGACUUCUUCAAGUCCUACAGGCGGUACGGAACCAAGUGUGCGGCCUGUGAUCUCGGCAUUCCGCCAACCCAGGUGGUCCGGCGAGCCCAGGACAACGUGUACCACCUGCAGUGCUUUAUGUGUUCGAUGUGCUCGCGCCAGCUCAACACCGGCGACGAGUUCUACCUUAUGGAGGACGGCAAGCUGGUCUGCAAGCCGGACUACGAGGCCGCGAAAGCAAAGGGACUCUAUCUCUCGGAUGGGUCGCUAGACGGCGAAUCGUCGAACAAACGUCCACGCACAACAAUCACCGCCAAGCAGCUGGAGACGCUGAAGAGCGCCUACAACAGCAGUCCGAAGCCGGCCCGGCACGUCCGCGAGCAACUGUCCCAGGACACGGGGCUGGACAUGCGGGUGGUGCAGGUGUGGUUUCAGAACAGACGAGCCAAAGAGAAACGACUGAAAAAGGAUGCGGGCCGAACGCGGUGGAGUCAGUACUUCCGCUCGAUGAAGGGUGGCAGCUCGCCGGGUAGACACGACAAGCUGCUCGACAAGGACGAGUUGAAGAUCGAUCUGGAUAGCUUCAGCCAUCAUGAUCUCAGCAACGAUAGCUACAGUACAUCCAACAUGGGCCUCGAGGACGGCGCUUCGCCGCACAGCGGCCGGGGGUCCUACAUCCACGGCAGUGGCAGUCCUCCGCCGUACCUCUCCAGCCAUUCACCUCCGCCCAUGGGACCGGGCCACCACUACGGCUCGUACCCGGACAAUAUCGUCUAUACGCCACUAGGUCAACCUGUCACUUCGAUGCACCCUGGGGGUCCCCACGGCGGCAGGCUGCACGGUAGUGGCGUCUCCGACAUGAGUAACGAUUCUAGUCCAGCCCACGGCUAUCCAGAUUUUCCGCCCAGUCCCGACUCGUGGCUCGGUGAGUCCUGCCAGAACGGUCAACCUGGAGUGGCCCCUCCGCCGCCGCCACCGCCAACGCUGCCACAAACAAAUGGCAGUGCCGUGGGGGUGGCCGCAGUGGCAGCGGUGGCCGCCGCGUUGCACUACUGAUCUUCGGCGCAGCGUAGACGGGCCAGGAGGUUGGGCGUUGGUACGCUGGGAUGAGCUUGGAGCUUGUUGAGUUCUUUAUAGGUUUAGGGUUUUUUUGUUUGUUUCUCACAGUUUAGAUAGUUCAAAGAACUAUUCACCACGCAAACCAAAACUAUGUCCAGUCAUUUUAGUUUAAUUUUUAGUUUCAUCAAGUCAAUUCGCCCCCAGCUGCGAACCAAAACUACAAGUACUAAUACACUAUGUCCACUAUGUGCAACACACUAUAAUGCGAGAUCGAGCUAGUCCAGAAUGCAAAACAAAUCGAGUCAUAAGCUUAAUAUAAAUCAAAAAACCAAAAACACAGGAACAGUCAUCGUUGUUAGUUAUUCGAAUGGGUUAGGGAUUUCGAAGAGCGCGACAUAAAGAAGAGGCUAUUCGAGAAAACGCUCUACGCUUGGUAUAUUUCACAGAGAAAGAGAGAGAGAGUAAAUGUUCAGAUGCGUAAAUGAUAUGAGUUCCUUAUUAAAGCUAAAAACUACAAAGAUAAAACUAACUCAAAAUGAAGCGUUGUAGAGUGAAGUCGAAAUUUUGAAUUUAAUUUCUGAUUUUUAGUGAACAAUUGAAAGAAAUUCGUCACUUUUGAAGCAAAGUUAUCUCGGUGUACAACAACUUCGUUUCCUACGUAAUCCGGUAGUGUUUGAAAAUUGUGUAAAUAUUCUAGAAGAGAGAGAGAGCAUUUAACGUAAUCAUUUAAGUAGCAAGAAGCAAAACAAACACUUAUACAAUACAACCGUAGCUGUAGCGUGAAAUUGAGUAUGUAAAUCUACUGUGUACAUAUUUAUUUAAUUUAUUACUAAACGAAAAACACGAGACCUUUACAGAAAAAAAAUACAUCUUACAAAGGAAAACAAAA